AUGUUCAGGAGGUCCUCCCGGCGGUAUGACAGUAGGAGGAGGGAUGGCAAGGUCCCUGUUAUAUACAAAUUCGAUGUGCACUGCCUCGACCUCCAGGGCGUGCCAUCGAAGUCGGUCAAGCAGUGCCGACUGGUGCUGUCCAGGGGAACUGAUGUGCAGAUGACGAGGUUGGCAAUGGUAGCUAAUGGUAUUGCCAAGUUCGAUCAGAUGCUCUCCCAUGAAGCCACCGUGUACAAAGCUACACAAAACACAUUGGAGCCAAAGGUCUGUAGCUUCAAGAUUCAGACUCCAGGCAAGGGUUUGGAUGGCAAGAUGUUGACCAUUGGUCGGGCGACAGUGGAUAUGGCGCGUUACGCCUCCCUGCACGCCGACAAACCUGACAUCCUGGAGAUGCCCAUCAGUUUUGAGUUUGGUAGGAGCCGCCAUCCCACUGGCGUGCUGAGGAUCAGCAUCACUGGCACACUGCUGAGGGGACUGACGCCAGAUGAUGCGAUGACUGAGACGUCAGUGUCUGCAGUCAGCACUGCGAGCCACCAACAUGUUUCCGAGCAGGACCUCGCAGGUUUUGAGCCAAGCGACAUGCCCUUCGACAGGAGCAGUCCAAAUUUGCAGACAGAAAGGAGCCCAGUGUACCCUGGGGAGAGGAGUCCAUUGUUCCCGGCUGAGAGGAGUCCGGGCUUCCAGACAGAGCCAGACAGGCCCCUCACCCCAACUGGACAGCAGCAGAAACCGCACCUUGUGUCGGCCCCCUCUACAAUAUCCAACACCAGCAUGACUGCACAGACUGCAGAGUCAUGUUCAAUCAAUUCCCGGCGGUCUCCUGAUAGUGACUGGUCUUUUGAAUGUGACAAAUUGGUCACUGAGGUCAGCGAUCUCAAGGAGGCGUUGGCAAAGGCACAGGCCGAGAAAGACGAGCUGAGGGCUGCCUGCCAGACUGCAGUUGAGCAUGAGGAUGAGCUCCAUGCCCAACUGGAAGAAUUGAGACAGUCACAAGCAGAUGCCCAUAGUGGUGGCGAAGAAGAGGAAGAGGAUGCUGAAGUACAGUAUUUGCGGGACCAGGUUCAGGCGCUUGAGGCAGAGAGAGCGACAUGGGAGCAGAAGUUGGCCGAGGCAGAGCGCUUGAGACUGGCUGAUGAGGCCUCAAAAGAGAAAGGCAUGACCAAGGGCAUGACGUGCGAAUCGGGUAGUGACUGGGAGUUCCAUGUCCAAAGCACUGAUGAUCCACAGUGUGCAUUCAUUCCAAUCCCAAAGAUGCCAAACCAGACACAGGCUGAGAGGGACGAUCUCAAACGGCAACUGGAGGUCAGCGAAAAGACGAUUCAGUCUCUUGAGCACCAGCACAAGGAUGUUCACAACAGGUUAAUGGAACUCACAAACGAAAGGGACGACCUCAAGGAACGGUUGGAGACCAAGGAGAAAGAAGUGUCUGAGGUUGUGCAUCUCAGAGCAGAAUUGAAGGCUUUGGAGGAGGAGAUCUCAGAGGCAAAGAGAGCAGCUGGGGAGCCGUCCAGAACGCUGUCAGACAUGCAGCAGCUGGCAAAGGCUCUUGGUGAAGCAGAGGAGACCAUAGCGGGCAUGGUUGCACCAGGAGAGGUGGAACAGGCCCUUGUCACUGGCUUGUUGAGCACAAGGAAGCACCUUGCAGAGGUAGAGACCGAGAGAUGUGCGCUAUCAGCGCGAUUGACAGAAGCUAAGCAUGGGGAGGAUGAGCUCUUGGAAGCGAGGAAAGAGAAAGAUGAGAUAGCUAAGGAGUUAAGCAUAAGGAUUCAGGAGGCGACUAAGGCAGAGGAAUGGGUGCAGGAGACCCAGCGGACUCUCCGGGCGUCGGAGGACCAGCUGACCACAGCGCUGUCCAGGAUUGAAGAGCUGGAGGCGAACGUGGCCAAAAAUGACGUUAACAUGAAUAGGGUGAUAAGGGAAAAGGAGAUGCUGCUGGAGGACGUCACAUCAGCAGAACGCACUGCGAGAGAAUUGGAGCAGGACCUUUCAGAGCGGGUGGAUAGUUAUAAUAAGAUGGAAGAAAGGCUGCGUGAGGUUACCGCGGAGCUGGCUAUUGCUGACAAAACUGUGAAGCGGCUUGAGAGUGAAAUGGGCGACACUUUGGCUGAAAUGAAUGAGGCAACCCAGAGGGCUGUCCGUAUGGAGGCAAUGUGUGCAGAUCUUGAGGCAAAUGGAAAGGAGCAGACCUCAGAAACAUUGAAAAAAGUCAGAAUGCUCGAUGAGGCGCUUGCUGUUGUGAUGACGCAGAAGAGAGAGCUUGAAGAAAAGGCGAGUGACUCGGAAACCGUUGCCAACAAGCUCAGGGACAAGGUGUCCAUGCUCGAGGACAGCUUGCAAGAAAGUCAAGAGAAGGGAAAGGCCUGUGAGCGUGAGCUGAAGGAGCUGUUGGCAGCAGCUGAGCAGGAGUGCGAGUUGGCACAGCAACACCUGUCGGAAGCAAGAGAUGGGUAUGGUGCAGUUGAGGCCAGGUUGCUUGAGACAAGCCACAGCCUGACUGCAUCUGAAGCCAAGCUGAUCGAAGCCACAGAAAAGCUGACAGCGACGGAAGGCAAGGUGCACGAGGUGCAUGAAGAGAAGUCUGCUCUGGAGCAGAGGCUUGUGGCUAUUGAUCGCCGUGUCCAUGAGUUGGAGGAGAGCUCUGAGCUCAGCAGUGCCAGGACAAAGCAACUCGAAGAAGAGCUGGCAGCCGUGAAAUCCGAGAAAAGGGCGGCGCAGCAGAGAGUGCAGGAGUUGGAGCUGUCCAGGCAGGGGCUUAUGGGCAAGGUUGCCAGUCUCCAGGAAGACCUGCAGGACGACCAUGACACAGCAAUUGCCGCCCUUGAGGAAAAGUGGUCCAGCAUAGUGGCUGAGCUUGAGAGUGAGAAUGCAAACUUGCGCAAGAGGGAAGCCAGCCUGAAUGAUAGUCUGACCUCUGCCAAGGGCGAGGUUGACAAGGUCACCAAGACACUUGGGCAGCGUGUGCGGAAACUGGAGGCCGAGGCAGGUGAAAACGUGUCAAAGCUGGGCAGGCUGGAGGUGGAGAGGGAAGAUCUGGGAAGCCAGGUGCAGGAGCUUCAGAAGCAGGUUGUCCAACUCAAGCUCGAAAGGGACGAUGCUAAAGAGGACCGUGCAGAUGCUGGCUCAGAGCUGCAGCGCCUCAGAGAAGGAGCAGAAGCGUUGCAGGUUGCUGCCAAAGGGCAGCAAGAUUUUGCCAAAGAUCUCAAGAACGCCAGGGCGGCAGUCACAGAGCUGGAAAGCGAAAAGCAAUGGCUCCGGGAACAGAAUCGGCAGCUGACUGAGAGGAUGGGGGAAGCUCAGUUCAAAGUCACGGAUCUUGAAGAGUUGGUGCAGGAGGCUGAGGAGGAGCGCAAGGAGUUGAUGGCAGAGGUCGCCAGUGCCAGGGCUAGGCUCAGGGACCUAAGCAAGUUGGAGGCUGCCUUUGGCAAUUUGCAAGAUGAAGCCAAGGCCCUCAGGGACGAGAAUGCGAUGUAUCAAGAGAAUAACCAGCGGCUCAAGGAGGAGGUUACGGCCGCCGCUGCGACAACGAUCCAAGACAAUGAUAGCCUUCAAACAGAGUUGUCCCACCUUCGGUCUUCCACUGAUGAGCUCACGCUGGAGAUCACCGAUCUGAGGGCGCAGAACGUCAGUCUCAAAGCUGAGGUGGAUGCGAUUAAGGCUGCCUCUGCCACGGCUGCCCAGGCAACUGCCCGAGCUGCGAUUGUGGAGAGGGAGACUAGCGGACUGAGGAAGCUUGUAUGUAACCUUGAGAGGGAAAGGGAUGGCCUGCGGGAGGAGUUGGAUGCUCGGUCUGCAGCAUUGGAGGAGGCGACAUCGAGGGUGCAGUCGCUUUUAAUAAGCAACAAUAAGCUAGAGGGUGUUAUGGCUCUGAAGCUCGAGACGCUUGAAGACCUUGAGGUCGCACGGGCCAGGCUGCAGGAUGGUGCACCACCCAAGGGCCGUGUAGCCCGUGGACUUGCGAUUUACGAGGGUGCACGGGGUGGCAACACAGGGGAAGCUGAAGUGCUCAGGAAGCGCGUGGCCUCUGUUCAAGCAAAAACGAAAGAGGCCAGCGAGCGUGCUGAGCAGGAAGCCGAGAGGGCCAAGCAAGAAGGUGAACGUGCCCAGCGCGAAGCUGAGCGGGCUAAGCGGGAGGCCGAUGAGAGGGAGGUCCUCGUCCGACAGAAGAAGGACCUGGAGAUGGCGCUCGAGGAGAUGUCCGCGAAGAACGCGCGGCUGCAGGAAGCCGCCCACACGCUGCUGGUCAAGAUGGAGCGCCAGUACUCGGGAGACCAGGAGCCCGACGUCGUAGAGGAGAUCGACCGCGUGAUGCACGACCUCGUGAGGUCCAAGAUGGAGCUGGCGCAGCUCAAGGAGGAAUGCGUCGUGCUGCGAAAAGAGCUGUACAAGUCCAGAGAGAACGGCAUAGAGAUGGCGGCCAAGAUCACGAAGCUGGAGGCUGUGCACCACGAGAGGGUGGCCGUGACCAAGGCGCACACCUGGACGGACCUGCGGUUGGACGACGACGGAGGGCCAGAGGCCCAGGGGGGGCUGGAUGCCAGGCGAUCGUCGGGGUGA
This is a messenger RNA of Ostreobium quekettii, 4554 nucleotides long. Lineage: Eukaryota; Viridiplantae; Chlorophyta; Ulvophyceae; Bryopsidales; Ostreobiaceae. The record is from the annotation of a GenBank genome assembly.